Phaeodactylum tricornutum CCAP 1055/1 is the source of this 3033-nucleotide messenger RNA. RefSeq lists its product with no specific name. Gene Ontology annotation, cellular component: cytoplasm; nucleus. Gene Ontology annotation, molecular function: nuclear import signal receptor activity. Gene Ontology annotation, biological process: protein import into nucleus. The transcript has a single exon. The record is from RefSeq and is a predicted model, not a curated record. Bases 10 to 3033 code for a protein of 1007 amino acids. NCBI's taxonomy places the organism in Eukaryota, Bacillariophyta, Bacillariophyceae, Surirellales, Neidiaceae.
GGAAGCGCCAUGGCGACCGUAUCGCCCCCACCUAGUGGGCAAGUACUGCAGCUCGUCUCGGCCCUUUCCAAUCCAGAAAAUCACAAUGUUCAUGUCCAAUCAAUCCGCGCCCGAGACGAGGCGCUCUCGGCCUCGGCUGAAUCUUACGGAAAUCUUUGCUAUCAGUUGGCUCUCGUGCUCGUAGGCAGUGAUAAUGCGGCUGAGAUGACAGCGCACAUAAAUCCAUCCGAGCUAGAUUCAUGGAGACAAGCCGAUCCUUCCACGGUGCUGAGGCUACAGCAAGAUAUGUCCAUGUGGAUUCCAUUCGGACAAAUGGCAGGUCUAGUGCUCAAGAAUGCUCUCUUGAGGCCACCAAUUUUGCAAGGACGUCAGUCGCUUUCCAUCCAACCACCAAGCUCGGAUCUUCUUAAAGAAGCGCUGUUACAAGCCCUCGGAUGUCAGCACUCUGAGCUCCGAGCGGUUGCAAGUUCUGUGAUAGCCACUUCUGCGGUUUCGGCAGAUAGUGUCCAACCGGGGCUAUGUGUUCGCGCGUGGCCUCAGCUGAUACCUGCUUUGAUUGCAAACUUACAGAAGACAGAGAACGCUGCCUUAAUGGAAGGGUCGCUUGCUACAAUUCGAAAAAUGAUGGAAGAUGGACCGACCGAGUUGACGCAGGAAGAAUUGGAUAGUUUGAUUCCUGUGCUGAUUCGAUUCCUUUCAUGCAACAGUGAAUUCUGUAAAGUUGCUGCUCUGCAAUCGCUCACAGCCUGUCUCUCCGACAACGUUAUGCCGAGCGCUUUGGUCCUGUACUUCAACGACUAUCUCGGCGGACUAAGCGCCCUUUCUACGGAUCCUAGCGCCUCGAUUCGAAAGUGGGUGUGCCGUUCGAUUGUCACGCUGUUACAACUCCGAACCGAAUAUAUUCAACCCCACCUCCAGGCCGUCAGCCAAUUUAUGCUCACGAGUACGGCAGAUCGUCAUCACGAUGCAGUGGCAUUAGAAGCUUGCGAGUUUUGGUUCACGUUUGCAACCUUGGACGAAGAUGUGUGCACACCAGCGAUGGUCGAAACAAUUGGAGGAGUUCUACCUAAACUGAUUCCCAUUCUUUUGGAGAACAUGGUAUACCUUCCCGAGCAACAGAUUGAGCUCCAGGCAAGAAACGAGAUUGACCAACAGGAAGGAUACAACGGGAUGAGUACAAUCAAGCCCGUAUUUCAUCGCAGCCGGGCAAAACAUGUGGGCGGUCCCGAUGAAAGUAGCGACGACGAUGAUGGCUAUGAUCAAGACGAUGAGGAUGAUGGCGAGUUUGACGACGACAAUAAUGAAUGGACGUUACGUAAGUGCGCCGCAGCAAGUCUUGACUCUCUGUCCAGUCUGUUUGGUGCCGAUUCUAUCCUCCCAAGCUUACUACCCGCUUUGCAAAAUGGACUCUCCAGCUCAUGUCCGUGGGUACAGGAGGCGUCUAUCCUGGCACUUGGGGCAGUCGCAGAAGGUUGUCGGGAUGCUUUGAAUGUACACAUGUCUCAAAUGCACCUGUAUCUAGUAAAUCAUCUUGCGGCUCCUGAAUCUCCCAGUACUUUACCUCAAGUAAAAUGUAUUGCCGCGUGGACGAUAGGACGGUUUGCUUCAUGGGCCGUAGAGCAAGUUCAAACCGGAGCCCAAGGUCAUCUACUGGCGCACAUGACAGAGGUAUUUCUGACUCGCUUGAGCGAUAGGAACCGGAGGGUCCAAAUUUCUUGCUGCUCUGCAUUCGGCGUCAUUAUCGAAUCAGCAGGGGAUCUGAUGACGCCAUAUUUGUCGCACAUUUACUACGGCCUUGUCUCAGCCUUGUCACGCUACCAGGGCCGGAGUCUCUUAAUGAUCUUCGAUGUGGUUGGAAUAAUUGCUGACUGCUGUGGCCCAUCAAUCGCUGAAGGGGAUCUGCCAUCGAUCUACGUCCCCCCAUUGUUGCAGAUGUGGAGCGGUUUAGCCAAGAACGACCCCACCGACCGGACGUUGCUACCACUCAUGGAGAGCCUGGCAAGUGUAGCCAUGACUUCGGGAAUGAACUAUCAGCCCUACUCGCUCGAGUCAUUUGACAACGCGAUGGGUAUCAUCGAAGCAGUUCAGCUAAUUCUUACUGCUUCUGGCGAAAAACUGGAACACGAAGAAGAGGCGGACCCCAUUGUUUGCGCAACGGAUCUCUUGGACGGAUUGGUCGAAGGUCUCGGAGAGAGUUUUCCAUCGCUGGUUUCAAGUAGCCGACGAUACGGGCAGCAUUUUCUUCCGGUACUUCUGGCACUUUGCAAACAUGAUAUUCCCGGCGUGCGAAUGAGCGCUAUCGCUUUGGUCGGCGACCUGGCUCGCAGCUCCCCGGCUUUACUGGAACAGGCAUUGCCAGAGCUUCUGAAAGAACUCGUUGCAAAUAUGGAUCCGGUACAACCGUCUGUGAGUACAAAUGCAGUCUGGGCACUGGGCGAAAUUUGCGUUCGAUGCGAACGAAAUUCCUCGCCUCUGGAAGCUGUUGUGCCUGAUCUUGUUCAGAAUCUCAUUGCAUUGUUGAUGGGCAAUGGUAUUGAGCGGAACGGCAGGGGAUCGGAUAUUCCCGGCAUCGCUGAAAAUGCAGCAGCAUGUGCCGGGCGACUCGCCAAGGUUAACCCCCAGUUUCUUGCGCCUGACCUCCCUCGAUUUUUGCUCGGAUGGUGUGACGGGAUGGCAAAAAUUGUGGACCCCAAAGAGAGGCGUGACGCAUUCCAAGGAUUUGUUGCUGCUAUCUACGCCAAUCCCCAGGCAUUUCAGACAUCUUCCGCAACCGUUUCUGAUGCGAUCGCAUCCAUCAUUUUUGCUAUCGUGACUUGGCAUAUGCCAGCGGAAAUACCAGAGCAAUCAGUUGUCCUUCUAAAUGGAGACUACAAAUUCCGUCCGUUCCCCGCUAACGAGCCGGAACUUGGCGAAGCCCUUUUUAAACUCAUCUCAGACCUAAAGACAUCCGUCGAUGAGACGACAUGGAGAGCAGUUCAGCAAGGACUGCCGGUGAAUAUUCGACGUCUCCUCCGCGAGUUUUAUAACAUGUAG